Messenger RNA from Culex quinquefasciatus (southern house mosquito), 1020 nucleotides. RefSeq lists its product as uncharacterized. Lineage: Eukaryota; Metazoa; Arthropoda; Insecta; Diptera; Culicidae. The record is from RefSeq and is a predicted model, not a curated record. The transcript is spliced from 2 exons. Bases 151 to 1020 code for a protein of 289 amino acids.
AUCAUAACAGACCGCUUCGACGUACGAAGCGCAGUCUGAGUUCAAGACGGUGGAGUGCGUUUAGUGGUACACAGUGAAGGUUUUUAGUUGAUCGUGCGUAAAAGAAUACCUACUAAGCAGAUCUACCUCGGUGCAGCGCCCGUUGGCCAGAUGGCCACGGCUAACGUGUCCACAAUGGGUUGGCCUCCAAUCCAGAACGGCAACAACCUGAACCCGAACAGAAGAACGCUACAAACAUGGAUGGACCCCAAGAAUGAACACGGUCAGGUUGAAAUUCUGCAGCUGAAAGCGACACAAGGCGGAAAACUACCAAACAACCCCUUUAUUAUUUCCAAAACCAUCGAGAACACAGUGGGAAAGAUCGCAGCAGCCCACACGGAAGGAAAAGGAGAACGAUAUGUCCUGAAGGUGCGAAAUCAUGCGCACUUCGAAAAGCUGCAAACUGUAACUAAGCUCAUUGACGGUACCGACGUCCAGAUCAUACCCCACCCUACGCAGAACAUCGUGAAAUGUAUUGUCACUUGCCGGGAAGCCGAGACCUUGAGUGAAGAGGAACUACAGCAAGAAUUGGAACCACAAGGGGUCCGAGCAGUACAUCGAAUCAAGAAGUUUGUCAACGGAGCACAAAUCGGAACACCAACACUCGUCAUCACCUUCAAUGGAACGGUUGCACCAGAAUACCUGUUCUUUGGACUCAUUCACAAUCCUAAUUCAACGCAUAUACCCGGAAGUUGGUUUGGGUCUGGUGAAGAGAAAGUAACCAACCCACCUUCCCUUGGGAAGGAGAACGAUCGAUCAGACGGAAGCGAGGACGUUACAUCCCAACCUGUGCUUUGUCAGCCUGAUCAUCGUUCGGCCAACAGCAAAGACAAAUCGACAAACUCCAUCUACCCACCAACGGACAACACCGGUGAAUCAACAAGGCAUUUCCUGUUGCCAGCCCUGUCCCGAAACGUACCGACCAACUUGGUUGAUGAGCUUCCGGCGGCUGCUGGCAUCAGGAGCUGGCCUUGCUCUUAG